CGGAAGUGCGCGCAUGGCCGCGGCCGUCCGUGUGUCCCGCUGCGCCCGCCUGCCAGGUAAGCGCGGCGGCGUCCUGGGCGCGGCGGCCCUGGUGGCGCUGCUGGCGGCCGCGCUGGCGCUGUGGGGGCCGCCGCUGGACGCAGCCCUCGCCGGGCUCGUCUCCGCGCGGACGGCGACCAUGGACGGCGCCCUGCGGCUCGCGAGAGGCCUCGUCCCCCCCCUGGCCGCCGGCAGCCACAAGGGUCGGGACGGCCGCGUGGCCGUGGUCGGGGGCUGCCGCGAGUACACGGGUGCCCCGUACUUCGCCGCCAUCUCAGCUCUCAAAGCGGGUGCAGACCUGGCCCACGUGUUCUGUGCCCGGGAGGCCGCGCCCGCCAUCAAGGCCUACAGCCCCGAGCUGAUCGUGCACCCGGUGCUCGACAGCCCGGGCGCGGUGGGCGAGGUGGAGAAGUGGCUGCCCCGCCUGCACGUCCUGGUGGUGGGCCCCGGCCUCGGGAGGGACGAGCAGCUGCUGGCCAGCGUCAAGGGCAUCCUGGAGGCGGCCAGGGCCAGGGACCUGCCUGUGGUCAUUGACGCGGACGGGCUGUGGCUGGUGGCCCGGCAGCCGGAUCUGGUCCGCGGCUAUGCCAAGGCCGUGCUCACCCCCAACCACGUGGAGUUCAGGCGGCUGCGGGAGGCCGUGGUGCGGGACGACGGCGGGGAAGACGGGGAGGCGGUGCGCGGGCUCAGCGAGGCCCUGGGCGGCGUGACCGUGCUGCGCAAGGGGGAGCGGGACCUGGUGUCUGACGGGCGGCAGGCCCCCUCCGCAGUGCUGGUCUGUGACCAGGAGGGCAGUCUCCGCCGCUGUGGGGGCCAAGGGGACAUCCUGGCCGGCUCCCUGGGUGUCCUGCUGCACUGGGCCCUGCUCGCCGGGCCGCAGAAGACCAACGGGUCCAGCCCCCCACUCCUGGCCGCGCUGGGCGCCUGUGCCCUCACCCGGCGCUGCAGCCUCCGAGCCUUCCAGAAGCACGGCCGAGCCACCACGGCCUCCGACAUGGUCGCUGAGCUGGGCCCGGCCUUCCACGAGCUCUUUGAGAGCUGAGCCCGCGGGGCUCACCGAAGGUGACAGGGUUGCUCCCCAUGGUGGCCCCCGGCAGGGGCGAGGCUGACUCCAGCCUUCCGGCUCCUUGAAGACCCGAGGGACCCAGUGACCCUGGUCUCUGUGCGUCCGCCCAGGCCCCACAUGACGGGGCUGGGGGCAGCUGGCGCCCGCCUCGCAGUGAGGUCUGCUCCUGACAGCGUCCCUGGGCCUCAGCCCCUCCCAUCCCCCGGGACGUGUGCCCAGCCCGAUGC
Molecule: messenger RNA, 1332 nt
Organism: Erinaceus europaeus (western European hedgehog)
Lineage: Eukaryota; Metazoa; Chordata; Mammalia; Eulipotyphla; Erinaceidae
Gene: NAXD
Product: NAD(P)HX dehydratase
Exons: 10
Coding region: 14-1081 (355 amino acids)
Biological process (GO): metabolite repair
Molecular function (GO): ATP-dependent NAD(P)H-hydrate dehydratase activity
Source: RefSeq, a predicted model, not a curated record